AUGGCGGUGACAGUCGGUCUAGGUGACCUAAAUGGGAUAAGCAGUGAUCUGUCCAGUGUUUUGGGGUCUGAGAAAUUGGCAGACAGCCAAAAUAGCGACAGAUUGAGAGAUUUCUAUAAGAAACUAAUACAAACCGACGCACAAAUAAAACGACUCAAAGAAUCACUAGCUCACAAUUAUCAAACAGAGACUGAUAUAAAAUCGAUAUCGGAAAGAUUUAAACGGUCCAUGGAAGAUACAGUUGAUUUCAACAAUGAACUCAAUGCAGAUAGCAAUAAGGUUCAUAAUAACAAUGAUCAGUAUAAGAAUGCGAUUGUUUAUAAUGCUAAAGAAUUAAACAAGCGUGGUAAAAGAGAUAAUAAUACAAAAUUAACAGGCUUUGUCGUACAGAAGGAAAAGUACUACGUACAAUAUGAGCCAAUAGUUCAGAGAAGGAAUUUCCCCAAGUGCUACCAUGGACACAACGGUAAAUAUCACGAGAAGAAACUAAAGCAUCCGUUUUACAAGAACAGCCAACGUUUAGACGAAAUGCUUUAUCAAAGUGAUGAUGGAAAAACUACUAUAAAAGAUAAAGCAAAUUAUAAAACAACCAGAAAGCCACAAGAAGAUCCUAGAUAUAGAAUUAAAAAUAAUGAUUACGUUGAGAAAGAUGAGGAUUACAAUGAUGUAUUGGAUACAUUGAAUUUUACUAUAGCUAAAAAUUUCUCAGAUAUGAGUCCAGAUUAUUUUGAGAAUAAACAAGUAAAUAUACCGCAGUCGACUAUUGAAUCUAUAUUUACACAGACGAAAACACCCAAAGACCCUAAUGAAAAGAAAUUCGAGUUCGGACGAAAGCUGAUGCAAGUUAAUGAAGAAGAUGAAGAAGCACUAAGAUAUGAUGAUUUAAAAGAAGUGUUGGCUGAUGAUCAGGAUACGCAUGACGAAACAGACAAGCAAGUUGAAAGAAUUAAGCGUAAUAAUGACGACAACACACCAACAAACUUCAUGAAAACCAACCCGUCGCCCGGUAUUUACAAUCCCAACUGGAAAGGACCAAUGCCAUUAUAUCCAGACGAAAUUAACGCCAUGAUCAAACAAGCGGCCCUUCACAACCUUAACAUACAAGUACCAGUUGAUACGAAAGAUAUUAAAAUCGAAAAAGACAAAGCGGAACGCGAUAUAACAGACACAGAGUAUGUGGAAGAUUAUCUUGAUGAUAAAUACAAUAAAUUAGUUAAUAUGGCACAAGCGUACAGUGAUUAUGGAGUACUUGAUGCUAAGCAGGAUAUGAAUAGUGCAACAACUAAAGGAACAGAGAAACCGGAGGAGGGGAUGAAGGUGUUUAGUGAUGUUAGGAAUGGUCGUAUGAAGAAAGGUGGCAUUCAAUACGAUCCAGAGGGCGUGAGAAUCGAAUACAAACCAGGCACAGUAUCACAAAAGAACGAUAUCAAAUGUCUACUGAAUUCCAUCCGGAAACACAUUAGAUUUGUAAAACCACACAAAGUUGUUUGUCCCGUUACACCUCAUACAAGAUCAACAGCAGCUGACAAAGUAUACACUCCUGCACAAACAACAGAUAACGUAAAAACGCCAAAUAAAGAAGCAAAUAAAGUUAUUUUCACACUAAAGAAACCGCUGAGAUCACUCAAGUCGAUUGAUGAUGAAAAAAAGGAAGUAGUGAAGGCAAAUGAUACAAAUGGUUUUGGUGAAUUCUUGGCAAUGAUGGCGGACUUCUUUUUCUCUAUGGCUAAUGAGCCUAGAGAGAUAAAAGGCAAUGCGACAAAUUUUAAUGUCUCCAAAGAAAGCACAAACAUAGUAAACAAGAGUGAAAUACUAUAUCCAAUGUACGAUUCAGAAAUGAUUGAAAAUAUUGGUCAUCGAUCUAGAGUGCUGAUGUCUAUUGAUGAUAAUAUAACAGCUACUGAAGAAAAUAAUAAAACUAAUGUUGCUCUUCAUAAUGGAACAGUUGCCAAUACAACGUUAACAUCAGUAAAUGGUACGAAUAACACUACCAGUGAUAAUAAAACCCACGAAAAUAACAAGACAGUAGUCAAAAGAAGUAUUGGUAGUAAUUUCAUUUUCUGGAACGAUCUUUACGAUGACGAUGAAUACGGAAUGAAAGUUGAUUAUCUAGACAAUAUACUUAGAGGAAAACACGCAGCAAAAUAUAAUUAUAAAGGGGCGCUAUUGAAAUCUAAAGAUUGGGUGCAGGAUAAAUUAAAAACUAUGACGGAUAAAAUACGUGACGAUAUCAAUCAGAAAUGGAAACUCGUUGAGGAUAGAAAAGAUCAAAAGAAACCUAACCCAAAUAUGCUGCCCCACAAAAUUGUGAAUGUCCGUCGAAUGAGAAGCAUUGAUAACAAUAAUGGUGAAGAUGACGUUAGAAAGACUUUUGCAAUACUAAAUGCAAAUUUAAAACGUGUAUGUAAACAGGCAGCGGAAGCUGUCAGGAAUACUAGGAAAAUUGAAACACGUGCAGACAACGAAGAGGGAACACAAGCCACGGGUCUAAUGCAGCAACUCGUACGACUCAUGUCUGACCUGGUGGAUAUACAAGUGCAGCAGAAGACGUGUGCAAAACUACCACCAGACCUACGUGACUUUUUAGAAUGGCUGACAGCACCGCCAGAGAACAACCCGAUUGUAGACAACCUGCCAUCUCUCUCUGAAUACAGUCACAUGUUUCCUGAUGGACGAUUUGAAAAGUCUACAGACUUGUACGAUUUACCAACACUAACAGAGGACACGCAUCAAGAUGACAGAACGGAGUGUUUGGGAUCGAUCCGCGCUGUCCAGGAUCUGAUACAGCAGUAUGAUGGAAUGACUGAUGAGGACAAGAGCAAAAUGGCCGGAGUGAGAGAGUAUUUAGAAAAUCAGCUGGAGUUCUUAAACAGGAAGUUAAACAGUCUCAAUGAAUAUGACACAUUCAACUACAAAAAGAGAGAAGUGAGAAAUAAACGAAGCCUCAAGAAGCCAAGAUUCAGAAGGCUCCUUAACAAAUAUCUGUUUUACAAGACACCAGACCCAACAACAACACUGAAAGCGAAUACAAAAACAAAACACAAGCAUAAUAAAACUAAAAAACACAAGAAAAAAUAUAAAAAGGGUAAAAAAGAAGAAUUAAUUGCAAAAGGACCGCAAAAGGUUAAAACGGAACACGAGAAAUUGGAAGAGGAAUUAAAACACUUAAAUAAUAUCGAUAUUGUUACUAAAGAAAAUGUAAAUAAAGGAUUUGCAGAAUACAAUAAUGAUUUAAAUUCACAAGAAGAUAAUAUAAAUAAUGGUGUAUAUUUUAAUGAUAAAUUGGACGCCAUUGAUACUAAAGUAAGAAAUGAAAGAAAUCUCAGAGAUGUGUAUUUUAGAGCGCUAGAUGAAGCUAAAAAGACGACUGUGAAGAAGAAUGAUUGA
Messenger RNA from Colias croceus (clouded yellow), 3387 nucleotides. RefSeq lists its product as uncharacterized. The record is from RefSeq and is a predicted model, not a curated record. The transcript has 15 exons. NCBI's taxonomy places the organism in Eukaryota, Metazoa, Arthropoda, Insecta, Lepidoptera, Pieridae. Bases 1 to 3387 code for a protein of 1128 amino acids.